AUGACGGCCUCUUCGCUGGACUUUUCCAGCUUCCGCAAUGUUAUCAACAACGAGUUGACUUCCACCCCCACCACCCGCCACAGCAUCAACCCCGCCAACUCACAGCCAAACCCCGAAGUUCCAGUCUCCGCUCAGGAAGACCUUGACCGAGCGGUCCAGGCGGCCUGUGAUGCUUUUAAGACAUGGUCCAAGACAUCCAUUGCGGAGCGCCGAGCCGCAUUGGAGGCCUAUGCGACUGCGAUCGAAGCCAACGCCGAUGGUUUGGCCAAGACCCUCACAAUGGAGCAGGGAAAGCCGUUGAGCCAGGCUGCAACUGAGGUUGGCAUGGCUAGCAUGUGGAUUCGUGGUAUCAGUGCUCUGGAAAUUCCCCAGAAUGUCAUUGAGGAGACUGAAGACCGGAAGAUUGUUCAGCGUUAUACCCCGAUGGGUGUUGUUGGCGCCAUCGUCCCUUGGAACUUCCCCGUACUUCUGGCGACCGGAAAGAUUGCUCAAGCUGUGUACGCGGGCAAUGCUGUCAUCAUUAAGCCCUCACCUUUCACACCUUACUGUGACCUGAAACUUGCCGAGCUGGCUACUCAUUUCUUCCCGCCUGGAGUGGUACAAUGUCUCAGUGGAGACGACUCUCUGGGUCCGAUGGUUACAGAACACCCGGGUAUUGACAAGAUCUCCUUCACUGGUUCAAUUUUGACCGGUAAGCGAGUCAUGGCCAGCUGUGCCAAAACUCUCAAGCGAGUGACUUUGGAGUUGGGCGGAAAUGACCCUGCCAUUGUUUGUGAGGAUGUCGACAUUGACGCGGUCAUCCCUAAAAUUGGUAUCCUGUCCUACCUUUGCAGUUCUCAGAUCUGCAUGAUGAUCAAGCGUCUCUACGUUCACGAAAAGAUCUAUGACACAUUCAUGGAGAAGCUAGUGGCCUUUGUCAAGAACCUCAAGGUCGGCGAUGGCACAGAAGCAGAUGUCUUCGUCGGCCCUGUGCAGAACAAGAUGCAGUUCGAGAAGGCUCAAGACCUCUUCAAGACGAUCACCACCGACAACCUCAAGGCUGCGCUGGGAGGCUCCAUUCAAGAGUCCGCUGGGUACUUCAUUCACCCAACCAUUAUCGAUAACCCCCCUGAGAACUCUCGAGUCGUCCAAGAAGAGCCUUUUGCUCCCAUCUUGCCCGUUAUGAAGUGGUCGGACGAAGACGAUGUCAUCGCGAGGGCGAAUGCCCUGGAGACAGGACUCGGCUCGUCAGUAUGGUGCGAGGAUUUCGAGCGGGCUACACGCAUUGCCGAUCAGAUGCAGUCCGGUAGCGUCUGGGUCAACUCGCACUUUGAUGUGCUUCCCAACGUUCCUUUUGGUGGUCACAAGCAGAGUGGCAUGGGCGUUGAGUGGGGAUUGACUGGUCUCUUGGGCUACUGCAACUCCCAAACUCAGUGGCUGAAGAAGAGCGUAUGA
This is a messenger RNA of Penicillium longicatenatum, 1434 nucleotides long. Its product is annotated as aldehyde dehydrogenase family protein. The transcript is spliced from 3 exons. Gene Ontology annotation, molecular function: aldehyde dehydrogenase (NAD+) activity. Lineage: Eukaryota; Fungi; Ascomycota; Eurotiomycetes; Eurotiales; Aspergillaceae. The record is from RefSeq and is a predicted model, not a curated record. Bases 1 to 1434 code for a protein of 477 amino acids.